GAAAGGCAGCUAGCCUAUAUAAGCAGCCUGCGGGGCUUUCUCCGGCGCUCGGGUUGCUGUGCUGGUGUUGGGGGGUAGUGUGUGUGCGCUCGUUGGUAACCGUGCGUCUGGAACGAUGGCGGAAGGGGAUAACCGCAGCAGGAACCUGCUGGCUGUGGAGACUGUAAGUCUUGAAGAGCAGCUGCAAGGUUGGGGAGAGGUGAUGCUGAUGGCUGACAAAGUCCUUCGAUGGGAAAGAGCCUGGUUUCCACCUGCCAUCGUGGGUGUGGUUUCCCUGCUGUUCCUGAUUAUCUAUUAUCUUGAUCCAUCUGUGCUGUCCGGUGUUUCCUGCUUUGUUAUGUUUUUGUGCCUGGCUGACUACCUUGUUCCCAUUCUAGCACCAAGGAUUUUCGGCUCUAAUAAAUGGACCACUGAACAACAGCAAAGAUUUCAUGAGAUCUGCAGUAAUCUAGUAAAGACUCGACGCAGAGCUGUGGGCUGGUGGAAACGCCUCUUUUCACUAAAGGAAGAAAAGCCUAAAAUGUACUUCAUGACCAUGAUCAUUUCUCUUGCUGCCAUUGCUUGGGUGGGACAGCAAGUCCACAACCUGCUUCUCACCUACCUGAUUGUGACUUUUGUGCUGUUGCUUCCUGGACUGAACCAACAUGGCAUCAUUCUGAAGUACAUUGGAAUGGCCAAGAGGGAGAUCAACAAGCUUCUCAAGCAAAAAGAAAAGAAAAAUGAGUAGUGUGGCUGCUGCGGAGUGUGCCCUGGCCCUGGGAGCAGUUGUCCAGUGCUGUCUGGACACUGAAAUGUUACAGUGGCUCCAUUGCUUCCCUCACUCUGCCCUUGUUAGUAGAGAUUCUCACAGGCCAGGCUUUGUGCUAUGCCGAAUGCCAGGUGUAGCUGGGUACAUUCCUGUCACUAUGACUUGUUUCAUUCAAUUUUUAUUUUUGACAACUUCCUUUAAAAUACUAAAGUGGUGAACUUUACUGUUUUGUACAGUGAACUGUGACUUUGCGUAAUUGUCGAUGUUUGCUUUAGCUAUAUUCAAGGUAGUGGUUGUGGCUACAGGAAGCUGGUUCUACUGUCUGCUUCCACAGUCUGCUUAACAAACUGUCUUUGUGAGUACAGAGAUCGGGUUUACCACUUCUGAUGAAGAGACCACUUUAGAUUCAUUCCUGAUUUUCCACGGUGGGAGAAUACCCAUGGAAUAAGAAAAAAUUAAUUCCACACCCUAGUGUGUGUAAGCUCCUCAUAGGAAACAGCAGUUUGAGGGAGCGUUGCCCCUUUGUUCCUGUGGGGAAUCUGACAGGCUUUGACUGACCUCUCAUUCCCUUUGCACUGCUUCAGGUUAGUUCUAUCCCAUAAUGGCUUUUGGGCAACAAGCUUUCAGAAGAUUGUAUUUGAGGAUUUUAGCAGUUUCUUUGUUCCAGAUUUUCAGCUGACUUAAAAUGUUUGUGACUUUACUGUAAGGCCAGCCAGGGAUAAAAGUAUCCUUUUGUCCGCUGAGUAGAAAACUAGAUUAUCUAUUAAUAUUUAAGACCAGGAAAAAAAAGGAUUUAAAAGUAAGCCUAGAAAAUCUCAUUUGUUUUCAUAGUAUUGGCUAUAUUUCAGUCACUCCAGCUUUGCACUUGAGAGACGGUGUUUACUGGUGUUUGACUUUCCCUUUGACAUUUCUCAGAAAAAUGCAGGGCUACAGCUGAGAGCAGACUGCUGAUUGGUGACUCUGGUCUGCAUAGCUUUUGCAACUCCUUAAGCUUACUGUGAUCAUGUGCCCUCUCAGUAGGUAGGCUUUUAGAGCAGUUGAAAUCUGCAGAACUGAACCUCUGAGGGCCAAAAUAGGACACAUUUGGGAACAACUCCUUAACCCAUGAACUAGCUGUGUAAUAUGGUUUGUGGAUCCAUUGCACUGAUGCUGUGAAGCCUGACCCUGUCUGUAUCUGUCUCUGUUCUCUCACCUCCCAAGCACUGUAAGCGGUGGUGCCUCUUGUAGCAUGUGUAUUUUUUAAUGUUUCAUGACACCCACUUUGAUUUUACAUGUUUUCUUGUAAAUAAGCCUGCCUUCCUACCUGGAAUUUGUGUGUGUGACUAAUACAUGUUCUACCAGUUAACUACUUUGGCAGUUUUAAUCAUUUCUUCUACUUUGUUUUGUGGUAAAAGGGGAAAAAUUAAAAACCAGUUGGAACCUUUUUGUCU
Molecule: messenger RNA, 2178 nt
Organism: Mastomys coucha (southern multimammate mouse)
Lineage: Eukaryota; Metazoa; Chordata; Mammalia; Rodentia; Muridae
Gene: Arl6ip1
Product: ADP ribosylation factor like GTPase 6 interacting protein 1
Exons: 6
Coding region: 116-727 (203 amino acids)
Source: RefSeq, a predicted model, not a curated record